Austrofundulus limnaeus is the source of this 4126-nucleotide messenger RNA. RefSeq names its product DDB1 and CUL4 associated factor 8 (gene dcaf8). Gene Ontology annotation, cellular component: Cul4-RING E3 ubiquitin ligase complex; cytoplasm. The record is from RefSeq and is a predicted model, not a curated record. The transcript has 13 exons. The coding region runs from base 296 to 2125 and encodes 609 amino acids. Gene Ontology annotation, molecular function: protein binding. Lineage: Eukaryota; Metazoa; Chordata; Actinopteri; Cyprinodontiformes; Rivulidae.
AAAAAGACGGACCGUCAAAACAUAAACAGAGCAGACAACCUUGUGUGAGUGAGCGCAGCUAGCUCGGAUUGUACUUUUUACAAAGAAAACAACAAAAAGCUUCAUGCACGCCGUGCCCAUGUCGAGUGUUUCCCGUCAGAGAAGUCCUAGUUGAGGCACUUAGCUCGUUCGCUGAGCGGUGAGGUGGGGGAAACAAAUCUGCAAUAAAGAUUAGGACUAAACUAAGAAGUACGCCUCGUCGGGCCUUCGAGUAGAGUUUCUACUUUGGGACGACGCAGGACUAAGCGACAGAAGAAUGGCAGAGAAUGACGGCAAAUCCCCUGUGCUUAAUGGUGGCUCCGAAGACAAGGAGCCUGGAGAAGAUCAACACAAAGAGGAGGAUGCUUCUGGAAGCAAAGAGGGACAAACACAGUCUUCCUCUGAAGACGCUCCCAAAGAAACAACAGAGACAUCUGGAGACAAACCUAUGCCAGAUGUGGAAGGGGAAAGGGGGACAAACAGAGGGGAAGAUGAGGACGAAGAUACAGACAGCAUGGAUGGCAGUGGACUGUUUUCUUUAACUGAGGAUGGUGACAGAGAGAGUGAGAGAGCCAAAGAGAAAGAUGGUGCGAAAAGGGCAGCUCGGAAGAGAAACAGACCCGGCGGUGGCACCAACCACUCCUCUAGCUCGGAGGAUGACGACGACGACGACGAUGACGAAGGGGAUCAAAAGUAUGACGACGACGAGGAUGACGAAGAGGCUAUGGAGUCCUGGCUGGGAGCAGAGCUCCACGACCUGCGUGGCCCCGUGUGGCAGGCCGUGCCCUCGCUGCGCUCCAGGGAGAUCGGUCGGAACUCCCACCAGUUCGUCAGGCGCGUGUGUGGCUCCCGUGGCCUCGUGCAGAGGCUGGAGCUCCAGGGGCGCCUGGAGAGGCACACGGGUUGUGUCAACACGUUGCACUUCAACCCGUCUGGCACACGCUUGGCAUCGGGCAGCGACGACCUGCGAGUGGUGAUCUGGGACUGGGCCGUCCGCCGUGCCGAGCUGGAGUUUGACAGCGGACACAAGAGUAAUGUCUUCCAGGCAAAGUUUCUGCCUCACAGUGGGGACUCCACCUUGGCCAUGUGCGCCCGUGACGGUCAGAUCAGGGUGGCUGAGCUCUCUGCCACGCAGCGGUGCAAGAACACAAAGCGGGUGGCGCAGCAUAAAGGAGCGGCGCACAAGCUGGCUCUGGACCCAGACUCGCCCUGUUCGUUUCUGUCAGCUGGAGAAGACGCUGUGGUGUUUGGUAUCGACCUGCGUAUGGAUCGUCCUGCCAAUAAACUGGUGGUUGUGAAGGAAGGAGAAAAAAAAGUUGGUCUAUACACUAUCUUUGUCAACCCAGCCAAAACACACCAGUUUGCUGUAGGUGGGAGAGAUCAGUAUGUAAGGAUCUACGACCAGAGGAAGAUUGAUGAAAAUGAGAACAACGGCGUACUGAAAAAGUUUUGUCCCUCACAUCUGGUUUCCAGCGAGUCGAAAACGAACAUAACCUGUCUUGUGUACAGCCACAACGGCACAGAACUCCUUGCUACUUAUAAUGAUGAAGACAUCUACCUGUUUGAUGCAAACCACAGUGAUGGGGCAGACUAUCGCAGGAGAUAUAAGGGACAUCGCAAUAAUGCCACAGUAAAGGGUGUGAACUUCUACGGUCCAUGCAGCGAGUUUGUGGUCAGCGGCAGUGACUGCGGUCACAUCUACCUGUGGGACAAGAACUCUGCUCGCAUUGUCCAGUUUAUGGAGGGGGACAGAGGAGGAGUGGUGAAUUGCCUGGAACCACAUCCCCAUCUGCCAGGUAUGGCCACCAGUGGGUUGGACCAUGAUAUCAAACUGUGGGCCCCCACAGCUGAAACCCCCACAGGACUCAAGGGCCUAAAAGAGGUGAUGAAGAAAAACAAACGGGAGCGGGAUGACGACAGCUUGCGCCACGGCGACCAAUAUGACACCCAGCUGCUGUGGUUCCUGAUGAGACACAUGAGGAACCGAAGACCACAGAGGACUCGCCGUGAAGGAGCAGAUGAGGACACUGACGAGUCCUGGAGCUCUCCAGACUCCUCCGACGAAGAGGAGGGGGGUCCUGACCACGUCCAGUGCAUGUCAUCUUGAGCCACACGAACAAACACACAUACGCACACAUACAUAUACAGAUAUACACACACUUUAUUGCCCUUGAAUUGAUGCUCACGAGCAAGCAUUAUCGACACACUGGCACACUCAGACACGGAUGAGCCACAGACUCUUUUACACACACAAAAAUAAAAAAAAAGAGAAAAAACUUUUCUGUAAACAUACUGUUGAAGCAGAGGGACUGAGAUGUUUGGCUCCUGGCUUUCCCAGCGCUGACGAGUGUGCAACUGGAGACUGCAACACUUCCAGCUUUCUAAUUGUUCUUUUUUUUUUCCUGAGAGGUGAACACUUCCCUAAUUUGGAGGCCCCUGCUUGCCCAUCUAUUGACAUUCUCUGCAUAGACCUGAAAUGACAUGCUACGUGUGUUCGGCAGCAAGUACCUCCAAUUUUUCGGCAAUCUGUAGUGAGCUUUAAAUCACCAGCAGACCCUCCCUUCUAUGUCGGUGCCACUCUUGCUCUGUGUGGAUGAAGAUGGGUUUAGUGGCGAGGGAUCGUGUAGGCUUCUAUGUUCAAACUGUUCCCUCUUUAAGAUUUGAAAUGUGUGCAGGAAAGCCUAGAGCUCCUUUGCUCCAAUCUUUUUUUAUUAUUAUUAUUAUUAUGUUUUUGGAGCAGCUUCAGACACCAGUUGUGUAAUUUCAAUGUUUGAUCCCAGAGCACCUCUACAUGCUGCAUCACCCAACACAGGCCCCUCCUCUUUCCGUCAUUGUUGUGUGCACUUUGAAUCAGGGAUGCUUUCGUGUGGGACACAGACAAAACGUGCACCGUGUUUGAUGUCGGGGGAGGAGCCGUUGUAUUUAUCGGAAAAUUCGUAGUGAACUUUUCCUUUUUUUUUAUUUUGGUUUUGUUUUGUUACUUGAGGUGAGAUAUUUUUCACUCGAGUGUUUUGUUUUUGUCUGAGGAGUUGUGGUUUCCUUUGCUUCCACCAGCCCUGUCCUCCAUUUUUACUUUUCUUCUUUUUUUUUCCUUCCUCCCUAAAUUAAAAAAAAAAACACAUUUUUGACAAGAAUUAUUUGUUUCAGCUCUCGGUGAACAUAAAAAUUAAGAGGUAGAUAGUAUUCAGCUCGUGAAUGGGAAAGGAAUAAUUCUCAGCUCUGUUGGGAAGCUGUUUUCAUUUAUUUCGUAUUUUUUUAGGGGUCAGACCAGACCUGGAUCAAUCACAUUUGAAACACUGCCUUUGACCCGAGAAAGAUUGGAGUUAUCUAUUUUGGAUUGUUUACUUUGUUUUGUUUUUGUUUUGUUUUUUGCCACAAGUCUAGAAGUCAGAUUGUAAGACUGUUGGCAAUGAAGCAAAUAUCUAAAAUAAGUGACAUUUUUGGGACAAGUGCUUGAGCCAGGUGGGUUUUUGCUGUCAGCACUUGACCUCUGCUGUGUUAAACACUGGUUAAAUGAGAACAGAGGGCAGCGGGGUCAGUGUGCUUGACAGUUUUGUUUUUUUUUGUGUGAGAGCGAAAAAGUCCAGCUUUUCUCAUUUUCUAUGAGAACUGUAGUUAGUUGAAUUUAUAUGUACAUAUAUAAAUAUAUAUUAGAACUGUAAAAAAUAGCGGAUGCUGUUUGACUUAAAGAAAAAGAUGUCACAACAUUUGAUUGGUAUUGAUGCAGAGAUUUAUAUUCUAUACUGUACACGGACAAAAUACUUUUAAAAUCCAGAGGAAAACAAAGUUCACAUGCCCGUUUGCAUUUUUCUUUCCUUAACAUCGCUGUGAUCAACAGACCAGCUGCCAUUUCAGUUCAUGCAGUUUUGAUUCUACUCCUUGUUCAAGCAGGUAAAACGUUUCCUUUAAAAAAAAAAUCAUUACCUGGUAAUUUAUCAUUUGAAACUGUUACACCCAGGUUUUCCUACUAGCUGUUUUUGGCAUCUUGUAUAGAUAACAAUUGAGGCUUUUGAUCAGCUGUUUUUUCCCACCACUGCCUAAUAUUACGUUCUACAAAAUCAGUUGGAAAUAUGUACAAUUUGUGCAAUAAACAAAAAAAAAGAAAAAA